AUGUUGGCCCAGCAGAGGAGCUCGAGAGCUGACCAAAUCAUUCAGAACUUUUACACAAAAGUAGCGCAGAUAAUCACUCAAGCGCGUCUAAUAGAAUAUGAUAAUAAUAACCCGAACCAGAGGAGAGCCAACAGAUGGUUUAACCUCGAACUGGAAGAUUCGGACAUAUACAGAGAAGAUAUCAAAUACUGGCGCACGACCGCCGUGUCGUCUCAGAGCCCGCCACAGCCCAUGGUGAUCCAAUUUUAUUUGGACAUUUCAGACUUGGCUCAGGAUCAAAUUCUUGUUCUGGCCGAUGAAUUUUAUGGAAGGCAUCGUGUUACCGUGGAAGAGAUCGAUGAGUAUAGUAAAAGGAGGAGAAAGGACAGGAUCAUGUUGGAGAGUUGGACGUUGACUUUGAGGUUCGUUUCGAAGAGUUAUAAGAUGGAGAAAUGUGGAAAUAACGCGGGAAGAGAGGGUGUUGGGAAGGUUUUGGUAGAUCCUCCAAUACCCGAUUCACAAGCAGAAUUACCCAUAGUAUACAAAAAAUCCAUAACCUUCUUCCGUUCACUGUACUCGUAUGUGAGAUUACUACCAAUGUACGGACUAUUCAAAAGACUAUCGAUGAAACUGACACAGUCUUUGAAGAUUGGGCAUCGGUUUGUAUUGCCAAAUGCAAAUACCAGAGAUGACGUUGGCAUAGAUGUUCCAAUAAUAGACAAGAUAACCGGUCCAGUGACUUCGGAAUAUCAAUUUACUCCAAUUGAAACUCCGCUAGGUGUGUUCUCGCUUGAAGUGAUCUAUCGCAACAACUGCGACUUUUACAUCGACGAUGAUUCGGAAGCUGUGCUGAGUUCGACUCUGAUUUCUAUUGACGAACACUAUUUUUCGCCUACUAUGGCGAGAUAUUAUCGGCAAGACGACGAAGAGGAACAAAGGCAAAGUGAAAGAAGGAUCAGUUUGCCGACAAGAAUGAAUGCACCACCGUAUCUCUCAACGUCAGAAUCUCCUCGCAGCAUGGAUCCAAUGUUUGGCGGGGUACCGCUAGUGAGAACACGUAGUUCAUCAGCUUUGAGUCAAGAAGUAGAGACAAGCCAGCAUCCGGCCUUUAUAAGAAGUGCACAUCAUCAAAGACAGCCGAGCUACGGCUACGGAAGCGGGACUUCGGGUUUAUCACGCGAUGCGAGAAAAUUAUCGCAAGUUGAGGGUAGCCAGAUAAAGUCUGGGCAUCGAGAAACCCUACAUCCACAGGGCUCUCCGACAACCUCAAAUCGUCCAACUGUAACCAUGUUCAAUCCGUUCAAGGCUUUAUCCCUCUCUUCAUCCCCAACGUCACAUCCCCCCGAUAACCUGCCUUCGCCCACGAAUUCUGAUAGAGGUAUAUCCUCUUCACCGCUCUAUCGCUCUCCGUCUCAAGUGUCGUUAGGCCAGCGAUACUCGUCGUCGCCAUCUUCUGGCCGACCCUUGUCAAUAGUUAGUAAUUCGGGAGUUCCCCUGUCUUCGUCGGUGAAAUCAACGUCGUCGGGUAGUGGGAGUCCGAGUGGAAAUACGCUAAAGUUUUCGUCUAGUUUCAAGAAUCGGCAUGAAAGAUCGGGAAAUGUGUCGGGGAGCAGAGAUAAGGAUGGAACAAUUGGUGGGAGAAGACCGUCGAGAUCCAGUUUAUAUACUAACCGAAGCGAUGACACUAUCAGUGAGCGGGGAUCAUUUUCUUCGUCAUAUUGGCCGUUUCAAGAAGAAGACGAUCUCGGUGAUUUUGUGAGAAUGAUAGAAAGUAGGGGACCUCUCAAGAUGUUUAGUAGAAGUCCUACAAAAUCUGACGAAUCGAUGUCAGGAUCUAUCAUAAGAUCAAGGGCAAAAGCCCACAACAAUCUUUCCGAUGUUUUGUCAUCAAACACACUUCCGACUUCAUCAUCAUCGUCAUCUACACAAAUUCAUCCGCCAAACGACGGUGCACUCCUCCUGGGUUCUGGUGGGUCUUCCGUGUCCUCUUCGCUCUCAUCGGUAAACCGGUCGACGAGCCUUCACGAGAAAUACAAUAAUUCUUGA
This is a messenger RNA of Paraglomus occultum, 2025 nucleotides long. The record is from the annotation of a GenBank genome assembly. Lineage: Eukaryota; Fungi; Glomeromycota; Glomeromycetes; Paraglomerales; Paraglomeraceae.